Messenger RNA from Gloeophyllum trabeum ATCC 11539, 2140 nucleotides. RefSeq lists its product as uncharacterized. Gene Ontology annotation, molecular function: RNA polymerase II cis-regulatory region sequence-specific DNA binding; DNA-binding transcription activator activity, RNA polymerase II-specific. NCBI's taxonomy places the organism in Eukaryota, Fungi, Basidiomycota, Agaricomycetes, Gloeophyllales, Gloeophyllaceae. Gene Ontology annotation, biological process: regulation of transcription by RNA polymerase II. Bases 76 to 1884 code for a protein of 602 amino acids. Gene Ontology annotation, cellular component: nucleus. The transcript has 4 exons. The record is from RefSeq and is a predicted model, not a curated record.
AGUUCAGAUCCGAACGCAUCACUGCAGUCCAUCUUAGCAUCUUCCAAGAAGCCACCGAGCACUGGUGGCGUCCAGAUGCCGCCUUGGAGUUCUUCGCCCAUGGUCAUGCCCACACCUCAGACAACCGGAAAGCGAAAGCUGGAUGAUGCUGACGCGGAGGAUCCGCAUCAGAAGAUCCGUCGCGUCGUACGAAAUCACGUUUUGCAGGAUCCAGGACGCGUCGUGCCCAUGACCACUGUGGUCUGCCUCCACGCUGCGGUCGCCCAGAAGUCAUAUGGUAGCGAGAAGCGCUUCCUUUGCCCGCCUCCCGUCGUUCACAUCGAGGGACCGGUAUGGCAAAUGCGCAAUCAGCAAUUGUCGAUGGCGGUCGUUUCUGAGGAUGGGACUCGAUCCUUCGAGCAGAAAGCACCCCUGGACAAUAACAUGACCGCCAGUUUCAAGUUCCUACAUGUCACGGGCACGGCGAAAGCGAAGAGCUUCCAAUUGUCUCUUGACAUCGCCGAACCCCCUCCUCCCUCCCUCACGCCUGAGGGCGGUGAACCUCCCAGUGGGCGCACAUGGGCUUCAUUUGACUCCGCGCCCGUCACGAUCAUCUCCAAGCCUUCGAAAAAGACCGCGAAGACGCGCAAUAUCUCCUCGUGUAUCUUGGCAGGUGGUCCUGUUUCCUUGUUCAACCGGAUCAAUUCCCAAACUGUACGCACGAAAUAUAUGACGAUUGACCACGGCUCGUUAUGUGGUCCCCAGCCGGUCACUUACGGUUCGGAGGUCAUAUUGUCUGAUACGAAUUCGGGCAUUUCGACAUCACCGCUUUUGAUCCGUAAAGUCGACAAGGGUAGGAUCAUCGCGGACGAUGGAGGUCCUGUCAGUCAAAUGCAGAAGAUUGCAUUGCAAAGAGUGAACCCCGAUGGCUCCCGGCAUUAUCUGUCAGCUGCCGGACCCAUGCCUGGGACGCCGGGCGUGGUUGCGCCUCCGGCGCCUGGCAUGUCACAACAAGCCGGAACACAUCCUCUAGUGUUCUCGUCACCUCGCAUCCGCGAUGAACUUAAGGAUGGCGUACGUGUUAUCUCAGAUGAAGUUGACGACUAUUUGUGUUGGACCAUCGUUGGAAUCUCGAAGUUCCAGUAUACCUUCUUCGAUGCCUUCGGGCAGAAUAGCAAUAUCCCAGAAAUGCCGAUAACUCCGUUUCCCACCCUGUUUACCGCGCCUACCUACCGUCACCAGAAUCGCAGUAUGGAUCUGACGGUGUCAAACUUCUUCUAUGAGCAUCCGAAGACAAGGAUGCAAACCCCGUUGGAUGUUUACCUUGGGAACCUAGGUCCACUCCGUCAGCGUGUGUACCAAGCGACGCCUCCGGGGCCCUUGACGGCCAUCUCGCCUUUCGUGCAUACAUUGACUCCUUCGCACCCGCCGCAGCCGCCUCACCCGCCUAUGUUGCCUCAAGAUGGUUCCAGUUCGUCUGAGCCGAUCUUUGUUGCUCCUCCCCGAUUCAUUCCGUCGGGGCCCGUGCACACGAUUGUCGUCGUGGAAAUGCCUCCUAUUCCGGAGAUCAUCAAGGCUCUGGAGGAGGAUGCUGCGCCGCCCAAAAGUGACGAUAACCAACGAGCAGGCGACUCGUCGUCGGGUCCCUCGAAUGACAGGCCGGUUGGGCCCUUGUCUGCUCAGAUUUCUGGUCGGAGCCUGCCAUUGUUGUUCAUUCGGUCGUAUGACGGUGUCGGCUAUCAUUCCGGGAGGACUGUCACGGUCGAGAAUAUCUUCCAGAGCAUAGACAUUGGCGGUCUUACCAAUGGCUCCAAUGGGAGCGGGGCUCAGAUGGAUUCCAACUGGUUAGCUGCUGCUCAGGCUGUUGAGGGCUCAACGCACGGUUGGGCGCUGCGAGUCCUCUGAGGGCAUUGUAAAUAUGCGGUCCGGGUUUGCUCUUUCGCUUCCAGAUUUUUUUGGAUAUCAGUUCUGUGGUAUCGGUCCGUCGUCAGCAGCUUGUGUCUCCACUGUCUACACUUGUAAUAAUGGGGUUGUUGUCUCUUCUAUUGGGCGUCCAUGUGCUAGUUGUUCAUAAGGUUUGCUUGUCUAUUACUCACCGCUGAAGAUGUAUUUCGAGCCUGUAUCGACGAAUGACCAAUGAAGUUGCCUUGUCGAAAUCUUC